AUGGAGACAACUGAGAGUCCUUACGAUUACUACGACUUCGAGGAGUCUGAGAACUCCACCAUGUGUGACUAUUCAGAGUGGACGCCAUCGUACUCUGUCAUCCCGGUGCUUUACAUGCUCAUCUUCAUCCUGGGCCUCUCUGGAAACGGGGUGGUCAUCUUCACCGUGUGGAGGGCUCAAGGCAAGCGUCGAGUUGCCGACAUCUACAUUGGCAAUCUGGCCCUGGCCGACCUCACCUUCGUGGUGACUCUGCCUCUGUGGGCCGUCUACACGGCCAUGCACUACCACUGGCCCUUCGGAGUGGCCCUGUGCAAGAUCAGCAGCUAUGUGGUGCUCCUCAACAUGUAUGCCAGCGUCUUCUGCCUCACCUGCAUGAGCUUCGACCGAUACCUGGCCAUCGUCCACUCCCUGUCCAGCACCCAACUGCGCACCCGUAACCACAUUCAAGCCUCGCUGACAGCCAUCUGGCUGCUCUCCGGCCUCCUGGCUGCUCCGACUCUCGUCUUUCGCACAACCACACACGACUUUGAAAACAACCGCACAUCCUGUGCCAUGGACUUCACCCCGGUUGUGACAAAGAAGGAUCAGGAGCACCUGUGGAUCGCCGGUCUCAGCCUCUCCUCUUCAGCUCUUGGCUUUCUUCUUCCGUUCUUAGCGAUGAUGGUGUGCUACUGCUUCAUCGGCUGCACCGUCACCCACCACUUCAUCACGCUGCGGAAAGAGGACCAACGCAAGAGGAGGCUGCUGAAGAUCAUCACCACACUUGUGGUGGUGUUUGCUGCCUGCUGGUUGCCCUUCCACAUAGUGAAGAGCGCCGAUGCCCUGUCAUACCUGAACCUGUUCCCCGUCACCUGCAACUUCCUGCGCUUCCUGCUGCUGGCUCAUCCCUACGCCACGUGCUGGGCCUACGUCAACAGCUGCCUCAACCCCUUCCUUUACGCCUUCUUUGACCAGCGCUUCAGAUCCCAGUGUCUGUGCCUCCUCAGACAGGAGAAAUUCCUGCAUGCCAGCCCCCACAGCUCGCUGUCCUCGCAGAAGACGGAGGCUCAGUCUUUGGCCACAAAGGUGUGACUACAGCUGGGGGCAUGUUGUGGAGGAGGCGAACGAUGCAGAACCGCGCAGGUGAAACAAAACAUUGCGAUAUGAGGUGCCUGCUCGGUCAGUUUCAGAGUGUCACUUCUUGACUCCAUGAACGGAAUGGGACUAAUGGCAUCGGGGGUAGAAUCACUCAGAAACUCUUUCCUCACUUGAGAGGCAGAAACUGAGCAACGUAAACUUUUUCAGCACGCAGGGGAAAAAUGGUGGACUGUGAAUUUCUCUUGGUUCUCCUGUGAACGUGAUGCAAAGUAUUGAACAUGUGAUCUUGUUUUUACGAGUGAGCUCUCGAAGUGCCAUCUCGACCGCAGACUCUGCAGAGCAGACCAGUAUAUGCAAUGCAGCUGGCAGUGUUACUGUGGGUGCAAGUGAAGAAGGGGUGUGCCAUUUA
Molecule: messenger RNA, 1486 nt
Organism: Nematolebias whitei (Rio pearlfish)
Lineage: Eukaryota; Metazoa; Chordata; Actinopteri; Cyprinodontiformes; Rivulidae
Gene: aplnrb
Product: apelin receptor b
Exons: 1
Coding region: 1-1071 (356 amino acids)
Biological process (GO): G protein-coupled receptor signaling pathway; immune response
Cellular component (GO): membrane
Molecular function (GO): G protein-coupled receptor activity
Source: RefSeq, a predicted model, not a curated record